Symbiodinium sp. CCMP2592 is the source of this 714-nucleotide messenger RNA. NCBI's taxonomy places the organism in Eukaryota, Dinophyceae, Suessiales, Symbiodiniaceae. The record is from the annotation of a GenBank genome assembly.
AUGGCUCCUGCAGAGGAUGCCGAGGCUCCAAAUGCGGAAAUACCGAUCUCCAUCCUGAAAGUCACGUGCAUCAAAGGGCCACACCUGAAGCAGCCUUGGCUCCCGGAUGUGCAAACGGUCGGUGGUGUGGAGUAUAUCAAACUUCACAAAUGGGAUCGGGAUCUCACCCUCUUCUCGACCGGAACACCGCUGAACUUCGCUGCCACAGGCAGGCGGCCAGCUCACAACAUAAAUGUGCAGUGGUUCGAGGAUACCAAAAGGCUUCGGCGGGAAGCUUGCGAUGCCGCCGUCAGGAAGAUCAUCGCAGAUGCAGCCGAGGCGGAGGGCAAGCCGGUGCCCCCGAGAAUCAGACCGGCCCGGGAAGAGGACCAAUUUCUUGUCGGCAAGACGGUGAUGCUCGAUUGCCCGGACAUUCUUGACCAGCACGAUCAGGUCUUGCAGCCGGCCAGGCAAAUCCAGUUUCUCUGGGGCACGACAAGCGACUUGUUCAUGGAACUGAAUGAAGACAACCUCGCCUACAUUCGUUGUGCCAUCAAGGAAUCCGCCCCUUUCAUCCAGCAGCCCAGCAAAAGGAGGUCUAAGUUACAAGGGAGCCCGAAGCGGUUGAGGAAGCGGGGUAGAAAGCCAAAGGCUGAUGAAGUAGCACCCGAAGCAGCCCUUGCUGGGGAAGGUGGCCAGCAAGAGGAAGAUGAUGCAGAGUAUGAUGAUGAUUGA